CGUCGCACGUGACGCCAUCAAAGCGAGACCCGGACAGCUUUUGAUCGCUGGAGCGCCGAGGAAAGUUUCUGCGGUGAAUGUGUCUUAUGUGGUGAAUUACGAUGGCGAUCACGCCAGCCGUGGACCUACCCCGAAGAGGACGCGUGAUCCGGCAAUUCAGAACUAGGUAGUGAGCGACCCUGAGGGAAGCCCUACUCUAUAAACCACACACUUUCAUGAUGAAGGUCCCUAAAUUAGCCGUAGUCUUUCUCUUAGCGGGCUGCGUGGUGUUGUACCUCACUUAUAUCAAACGCCGUAACGACAACAGGAACACACUAGUGUCCAUGCCAGUGCUGGAGUAUCUGGAAAGAGCAGACCAUCAGAAGGGACCCACCACGGCAGAGGUGCCUGGCCAAAGCUUCCAGUACGGCAUUAUGUUUGACGCUGGAAGCACGGGGACUAGAAUUCACGUAUUCCAGUUUAAACUGGAGCCAAAUGCGGCUCCUAAAUUAACACACGAGACUUUCAGAGCAAUAAAACCCGGAUUGUCUGCCUAUGCCGAUGACCCUGACAAGGGAGGAGCAGGGCUUCUGCAGCUGUUGGAGGUCGCCAAGACGACAGUGCCGGCCGCUCUGUGGGGCUCCACCCCCCUGGCCCUCCGAGCAACCGCGGGACUCCGGCUGCUCCCGGGGGAGAAGGCAACUCGCCUCCUGGAUAAGGUGAAGGAGGUGUUUGGAACAUCUCCGUUCCUCCAUGGGCCAGACAGUGUGAAAAUCAUGGAUGGUACCGAUGAAGGGGUCUUUGCUUGGAUCACCGUCAACUUUUUAUUAGGCAGCCUUCCUGGGUCUGAAAUUCCCACAGUCGGAAUGCUGGACCUGGGGGGCGGCUCCACCCAGAUCACCUUCUCACCACAGGAUGAGAAAACCAUUCAGAUGUCGCCAUUCGAUUAUGUGAAAUCGUUUCAGAUGUUCAACAGUAGCCACACCCUCUACUCACACAGCUACCUGGGUUUGGGGUUGAUGUCUGCAAGGCUUGCUGUGUUGGGGGGGUUGGAGGGACAGCCUGUAGAGGGCAGUCAUGAGCUGAUGAGUCCGUGUCUGGCUCCGGACUACGCAGGCCAGUGGGAACAUGCAGAGGUCAUCUACAUGCUGAAGGGUCAGAAAGCAGGAGAACCCAUGUACGAGUCCUGCCUAAGCAAAGUGGAGAAGUUGAUCUAUAAAAAGGUGCAGAAAGUGGAGGAGGGCAUGGAGUUCUACGCCUUCUCCUACUACUACGACCGCGCGGUGGAUCUGGGCCUUGUAGACGGGAAUACCGGCGGCUCCAUCAGGUUGAGCAACUACGUUGAAGGCGCCAAAACAGUGUGUAGGAACAUGGAGGCUGGUUCCGGAGACAACCCCUUCCUGUGCCUGGACCUCACCUACAUCUCAGUGCUCCUGCAGGAGCUCGGCUUCCCCCAGGACAAGGAGUUUAAGCUGGCCAGGACGAUCAACGACGUGGAGACCAGCUGGGCCUUAGGGGCCACAUUCUACUACAUCGAGUCCCUCCUCUUACAUUAACUGGAUCCAGGAGACAAGGGAGAGGAAUGUCCGGACCAAGUGACCUGCCCCUUCAACGCUGAGGGGAAUGAACAUCUCUGAUCCUACAGUUCUGCCUCACUUUUAACCCAGUCUUUGGUCCUACUUAGUAAUCAUCGGAGAAAAGAUGUAGAAUCCGCUCUAGUCUUUUGGUGCACUUGUAAUCCUGAAGAUGUGUAAGGCAGGAACUGAUCUUCAGUCAGCUUGUGGGCAAACGUUCACACAUUCGCACUUACUUUUGAACUACUGCACACAGACAAAUGACACUCCUGUGGCCAUUGUUCUUUGUAUUCUUGGAUGAUUGUAUUGGUUUUGUUGCC
Electrophorus electricus (electric eel) is the source of this 1873-nucleotide messenger RNA. RefSeq names its product ectonucleoside triphosphate diphosphohydrolase 6 (gene entpd6). Gene Ontology annotation, cellular component: Golgi apparatus. Gene Ontology annotation, molecular function: hydrolase activity. The record is from RefSeq and is a predicted model, not a curated record. Lineage: Eukaryota; Metazoa; Chordata; Actinopteri; Gymnotiformes; Gymnotidae.